Chironomus riparius is the source of this 3095-nucleotide messenger RNA. NCBI's taxonomy places the organism in Eukaryota, Metazoa, Arthropoda, Insecta, Diptera, Chironomidae. The record is from the annotation of a GenBank genome assembly.
GCUGUAUCCAAGAGAAAAAACUGACUCUAAAAUUUUCAGAAAAAAAUAAAUGCUUUGCUUCCUAAACCCUGAGACUUACAGUUUUUAGGCGCUCAAACAUCGUCAAAAAUAUUAAAAUUAAAAUAUUAAUUUAAGUUUUGUGAAGUAUUGAAUCAAUUAGGAUGGCAGUCAUGAUAGCAUCAGAAUUCAAAGACGCAGAUGGCUUUCGGCUACAGUUCGAGGAAUCAGUUACUGACGAUGAACGUGUCUUUUAUAUGCGUACAUUUAUUAGAGUCGAUGAAGUUUCAAAGGAUCGUGUUCAUUGUACCACAUGUGAUGUACAUUUAGGAACGGCACCAAUAUCUGAGAAAAUUAUUCGUACUCAUCAGAUUCUUGGCGUUACGCAGUGUAACAAAUGUUUCGCAUUUUAUAAUUCUGGAGAGUUUGGCAAAGGAGAGGAUGGAUCAGAAUAUUACUGCAGAUGGUGUGGACAAGGUGGUGAAGUGUUUUGCUGCUCAACAUGUCCAUUUGUAUUCUGUAAUAAAUGCAUUAGAGACAAUUUGACAAUGGCUUACAUUAAGGAGAUUGAAAGGAAUGAUGAUUGGUCUUGUUUUGUUUGUAACAGAGAGACUUUGAAGCGGCUUAGAGCUCAGCAUUGGGCAUUAAGGAACUUUAUGAAUAAGCAAUUAGAAAAGAUUCAAAAUGUUAACAUUAAUUCUGAAGAAGAACUGAAUACAAUGUUAAAUGAUGAUCAAGCUAUAUGCUGUCCGAAGAAAAAACGAAAACAAAUAUUAAAGCCGGCUCCAGCUCCUGUAAAAAGGCCAGCAACAAAUGGUGGAGGUUUAACAUUAGUUGGACCACCAGCAAAGAAGCAAAUAAUUGCUCCAACAAAAAUGCUUAAAGUUCCUGUAAAUACUAAUUAUCACUUAACAAAACCUGGUCCAAAACCAACUCCUCCAGCAUCAAUGGCUAAGCCAAAAGGAAAUAAUGAAGUCGUGUGUACACCAGACAUUCUAGGAUUAUUUAAUAAUAAAACAAAUAAUGCUGCACAACGUCCACAAACUUCAACAGCUCCACCACCUUUAAUCAUGAGACAGAAUCAAAGGCCAGUGCGUCCAUUAGCAUCUACAAGCAGUACAACUGGAAAUCCAAUUUAUCAUACAGGGAAUCGAAAUAUUUCAGUUAAUGGCUAUCAAAUAGACUUGAAUCAGGCUGCAAGGCAAGAAAUUUUCCGAUUGCCGAAUGGCAAACUGAUUCAAGUUAGAAAACAGCCUAAUUCAACACCAGCACAACCAACAAUACGACCUGGACUUCAUUUUGCUAUGCAGCCUCGUGCUCAUAUUCCAGUUCGUCCUUCACCGCCAACAAUUACAACAACAUCGAGAAUGAUGAGACCAGCUAUGGCUCCACAAUUGAGAGUAUCUAGACCACAACUUCCUCAACAGAGACAAAGUGCACCAAAUCAAGCAAAUGCUCCUGUUGCUUCCACAGUAUUUACACAACAGAAUGGAUCAAUUUCUGUAGCACGUGCUCCACAGCCAGAUACUCAAUUUGGCAAAGCCAAAACUGCAUUUGAAGAUAAAAUUAUUAAUGGAUUAGAAAUUUGUCAGCAUACAAUCAAUAAGAUGAUAACAUUGACAAAUUCAUCAAGUUUCAAAAACUCACGAUCAUUUGCAGAUCUUAAAGACUUGUACAUUCAUCUCCAAUAUCUAUUCACAUACACAUCUGGAAAGAUUAAGACACUUCAAGACAGUCUUGGAACAAACGUUGAAGAGUUAGCCAAGCAUGAUAAAUCUUUGAAGGAAAAGGAGAAGCAUGAUUCAGAUGAAUUGGAAAUUGUUGAGCAAAAACAGGAUGUUAUUGAAGUAUUCUCAGAUGAUGAAGAAGAACUUCCUCGUGUUAAUCAGGUUGCUACUAAGAAGACAGCAGCACCAUGCAUUAAGUCACCAGAACAAGAAGCACUUGAGGUUGAACAAGAAAUAGUAUCAGCUCUCCUUGCAACAAUGCAAGAAACAUUUAACAGACAGCCUGAUCAGCCGGAAUUGCUUGCAAGCUGUAACUAUAUGUCAGAUGAUAAGAAAUUACUUAUAAAGAGUGCUGUAAAGGUUGAAAGACUUGAGGAGUCAAAGAGUCCACUUGUCAAGCAAUAUAUGAUUGCUAUUCAGCAGCGUCGAGACAACGAGCCAUCAGCUGAACAAAAUAUUGAGAAUGAAGAAGGUGAAGACGGCGAUGAUGAUUUCCCACCAUUAGUUCCAGAAAUUGUAAUGGACGAAAAUCCUAAUCCAGAUGAAAUUACAGAACAAACUGAAAAUAGUGAAGAAAGUAAGGAGAAAGAACAUGUUGAACCAGAACCAGAACCUGAGGCUAAUGUGGAAGAUAAAAUGGAGACUGAAGAUGCUCCAAAGUCUGUUAAUGAUUCGUCAGACGUUGUUGAGAUUCCAAGUGACGAUGACGAAGCAGAAAUAACUCAAACAAAUGAGAAUGAGUCAGUAGAAAAAGAGAAUAAUCAGUCAAAAGAGGAAGAGACAGAAUUGAACGAGGAACAAAGUAAAGACGACGGGGAAAUUCCUGAAGCUUCUGAGACUAUACCAGAUGAAACAAUGGAAGUAGAUAACAAUGAAUCUACAGCAGACAAUCCAGAUGAAAGUGUUAUAAGUUUAGAUUCAUUGAUUAAUUGUAAUGAAGCCAUAGAAAAUGAAACAGCAGAGAAUGGAACUGCUGAAAAUGAUGAGGUAGCUGAGAAAGUUGCAGAAAUAAGCAGCAAUGAAGACAUCACUGAAAAUGGAGAGGUUAUAACAGAGACAGAAAAUGAUACAACUCAAGCAGAGGAAGUAGAUGAAUCAAUAGUCAGCAAAGAUGCUGAAGAAAUAACAAAAAUAACAGAAAAUGGAAUCGAUGAGAAAGAUCUUUUAGAUAACUUGCUAAAUUCAUUGGACGAAAAUGAGCCGUUAGCUCCAAUUGAAUUAGAAAACUUUCCAUAGACUUUAAGCUAGAAUUUCAAAUUGAUGUUAUAAUUUUUAACUAAGCACCUACAAAUAUAUCUGAAUUAGUUCUAAGUACCACACACUAUUAUGAAUUUCAUUCAAUAAAUUACAUUGAUUUAAAAUCCUUAAACA